Molecule: messenger RNA, 1713 nt
Organism: Aspergillus affinis
Lineage: Eukaryota; Fungi; Ascomycota; Eurotiomycetes; Eurotiales; Aspergillaceae
Product: acyclic terpene utilization AtuA family protein
Exons: 1
Coding region: 1-1713 (570 amino acids)
Source: RefSeq, a predicted model, not a curated record
AUGCGUCCUAACCACCAAACUCCCAUCCGAAUCGGCAACGUCUCCGGCGCCACAGGCGACCACCCGCACGCGAUGUCGCGCAUGCUCCGCUCCGGGAGCGUCGACGUGAUCACGGGCGAUUGGCUCUCGGAGAUGAACAUCGCAUGGAACGCGAUCGAAAAGCAAGAGAUUGAUGCCGAGCUAGGGUACGAGAACGGGUUCUUCGAGCAACUGGACGAGUGUUUAGAUGGGAUCAUGCAGAAAGACGUGAAAGUCGUUACGAAUGCGGGGGCACUGAAUACAGCCGCCCUCUUUGAAAAGGUGAAAGACCUGUGCGAGAGAAGGGGGUACCGCGAUUGUGUGGUGGCAAUGGUUCUGGGGGAUGAUCUGUCGGAGUUGGUCAAGAGUGAGAAAGGAAUAGGGAAUAUUGUCCAUUUGGACGAUCCGACUAUGAAGCUGGAGAAAUGGGAUUUUGAGCCGUGCUGCGCGACGGCGUAUAUUGGGUGCUGGGGUAUUGUGGAGGCGCUGAGGUCUGGGGCUCAGAUUGUCAUCUGUGGGAGAUGUACUGAUGCUUCGCCAGUCAUGGGCACUGCGGCGUGGUGGCAUGGCUGGGGGGAGGAGCAGUACGCCGAACUGGCUGGAUCGCUAGUCGCUGCGCAUCUGAUUGAAUGCGGGCCGUAUGUUGUUGGCGCGAACUUCUCGGGCUUCAAGGAUUUCAUGCCGGGGCUUGUUGAUCUGGGGUUUCCGGUGGCCGAGAUCGAUGCAUCUGGAUGCUGUGUGAUUGGAAAAACGAGCGAGGGAGGAGGGCAUGUGUCGAAGGAAACGGUGACUGCGCAGCUACUAUAUGAGCUGCAGGGCCAUUUGUACUUGAACCCAGACGUCGUGGCGGACUUGUCGGAUGUCACCGUUGAGCAGCAGCCGGGGAAAGGGAACCGUGUGAGGGUGCAGGGCGUGAAAGGUCUGCCACGGCCGUCUACCACCAAGAUCAUGGUUGCAGCGAAGGGCGGCUUCCAGGCCGAGGCGACGUUCUAUAUCAACGGUCUAGACGUGGAGGAGAAAGCCGCAAUGAUGGAGGCACAAUUGGCGCAUAUCUUCCAAGACAGCAACUUCAGCAAAUUAAACAUUGAGCUGCUGGGCACUGCAGCUUCAAAUCCCCAAUCGCAACAGUCCGGUACCGUCUCACUGAGGGUUUUUGCGCAGGCUCGGCGGAAAGAAGACAUCGACGAGAAAAAUUUCAAAGUGCCCAUCUACGCGUUGAGGAUGCAGAGCUACCCUGGCUAUCACAUGAACCUCGAUUUCCGAACCAUGUCGCCCAGACCGUUCAUGGAGAUGUUCCCCGGGCUGAUCCCCAUUUCCGAGAUCGACCAUCGUGUGCAGAUGAGCACAGGGAAUAUCUUGCAUAUUGAUCCACCGGAGUGUGGCACUUCCGUAUACCCUGUCGUCUGGCCCUCAUCGGAUACUGCUCAUCCCGUUGACGUCCUUGCCUUUGGGCCCACCGAGCUUGCACCUCUGGGGAGUAUUGCCCAUGCCCGAUCUGGUGACAAGGGCGACAAUUCCAACAUUGGAUUCUUUGUCCGUCAUGAGGACGAGUAUGACUGGCUUCGUUCAGUAUUGAAUGUUUCCAGAUUGAAACAGUUGCUAGGCGAUGAUUGGUUUAGAGGCAACCCUCAGCGUCGAGUCGAGCGAGUGGAGUUUCCUAAGAUUAAUGCACUACAUUUGUGGGUUCCCCCUUAG